UGUCCUGCGCACUGCGAGCAGCGGCCUCACCGACUGGUACAAACAACCAUCCAAGAUGUCUUCCUCCAUGGGCAGCGGGAUGUUCCCUGGCCAGCAGUCUGCUGGUCCUCACCCUGUCGGCGGCCCGGGUCAGCCGGGACUACUGUCUGGAGCUCCAGGGAACAGGGUCCAGGGCCCCAACACUCUAGUAGACGACCUGGAGGCUUCUUUCGAGGCUUGCUUUGCGUCCCUAGUGAGCCAAGACUACGUGAACGGAACCGACCAGGAGGAGAUUCGGACAGGUGUGGAUCAAUGUAUUCAGAAGUUUCUGGAUGUCGCCAGACAGACUGAAUGUUUCUUCCUGCAGAAGCGUCUUCAGUUAUCAGUCCAGAAACCCGACCAGGUGGUCAAAGAGGAUGUGUCUGAGCUGCGUAAUGAGCUCCAGAGGAAAGAGCUGCUUGUUCAGAAACACCUGUCUAAGCUGCACCACUGGCAGCAGGUUCUUGAGGAUGUCAGUGUCCAGCAUCGUAAACCAUCAGAUCUCCCUCCACCUGGACCCCUGGCCUUCCUAGAACAGGCCUCAGCUAUCCUACCCGCUGCACCACUCAAACAGAGCUAACACACACACACACCCCUGGCCUUCCUAGAACAGGCCUCAGCUAUCCUACCCGCUGCACCACUCAAACAGAGCUAACACACACACACACCCCUGGCCUUCCUAGAACAGGCCUCAGCUAUCCUACCCGCUGCACCACUCAAACAGAGCUAACACACACACACACCCCUGGCCUUCCUAGAACAGGCCUCAGCUAUCCUACCCGCUGCACCACUCAAACAGAGCUAACACACACACACACCCCUGGCCUUCCUAGAACAGGCCUCAGCUAUCCUACCCGCUGCACCACUCAAACAGAGCUAACACACACACACACCCCUGGCCUUCCUAGAACAGGCCUCAGCUAUCCUACCCGCUGCACCACUCAAACAGAGCUAACACACACACACACCCCUGGCCUUCCUAGAACAGGCCUCAGCUAUCCUACCCGCUGCACCACUCAAACAGAGCUAACACACACACACACCCCUGGCCUUCCUAGAACAGGCCUCAGCUAUCCUACCCGCUGCACCACUCAAACAGAGCUAACACACACACACACCCCUGGCCUUCCUAGAACAGGCCUCAGCUAUCCUACCCGCUGCACCACUCAAACAGAGCUAACACACACACACACCCACACCACACACACACACACACACCUCUCUCUCUCUUCUGGACACCAUCUUAGUUUUCUUGUUGACUUGUGUAAAUAUUUCUGAGUUUGUUGUUUUGUACUGACAGAAUAAAUGAGUUUGGAUCAGAACACCACCAGUUGUUUUGUCCCGACAGAAUAAAUGAGUUUGGAUCAGAA
Molecule: messenger RNA, 1388 nt
Organism: Salmo salar (Atlantic salmon)
Lineage: Eukaryota; Metazoa; Chordata; Actinopteri; Salmoniformes; Salmonidae
Source: RefSeq, a predicted model, not a curated record